UGCCCUCCCCCGAUUUCAAAAUAUUAUUGCUUGAUAAAACCCAAAACGGUUUUUAUAAUUAUAAGAAGACCCAUCCAUCUCUCUGGCAAAAACCAAAAAACACAAAAAAAAUCUUCUCCGCUCUCCUCCCUUCCGCUUAAUCUCACCCCCCUUGCCGAAAAUAAAAAAAAACCAAACUCUACUCUGCGAAAGCGCUUGGAAACCCUAGCACAACCUCAAACGAUCUGUCAAGUUUCUUAGGGAUUCUUAACGUUCGUCCCAUCUGUCUGCAGUAAGCUAUAUGAAAAUCUGAAGAUUGAUGUGUUUUGAGGUCGGUUGAGAUGGUCAGUUAGGUUUUAGAGGGGUUGAAGCCCCUUUCCGGGGAUUGAAGCUGGACCUUGAUGACUUAAGAGUUUUAUUAUCCCGCUUUCUGUCAAAUCUUAGAUCGAGUUUUAGGUAUUAGGCCGAUGAAGCGGUUAGGUUUGAUUGAUGUAGAUGGAGAAGCGAGUUAGUGAUUUGGAACCUUUGUCAUUGACCGCUAAACAAUAUAUUGGUUCUGGGGUUUGCUUGGUCUCGGCAAGAGAAAAGAUUACAGAAGCAUUUAGCUAAGAAUGUCUGUCGCGAAUGAGAAGUGGAUUGACGGCCUCCAAUUCACGUCACUCUUCUGGCCACCACCCCAAGAUGAACAACAAAAACAGGCCCAAGUCAUUGCCUACGUUGAAUAUUUCAGUCAGUUCACUUCUGAGGACUUCCCAGAAGAUAUAGCUCAGUUAAUCCAAAAUCACUAUCCUUCUAAAGAGAAGCAUCUUUUGGAUGAAGUUCUUGCUGUAUUUAUUUUGCAUCAUCCAGAGCAUGGUCAUGCAAUUGUUCAUCCUAUCCUUUCACUUAUAAUUGAUGGGAGAUUGGUGUAUGAUAGAAAUGACCCUCCAUUUAUUUCUUUCAUAUCCUUGGUGAGCCAAAAUGCAGAGAAAGAGUAUUCUGAGCAAUGGGCUUUGGCAUGUGGGGAAAUUUUGCGCAUUUUGACUCACUAUAAUCGGCCAAUCCACAAGGUCGAGCAUCAUAAUUCUGAAGCUGAAAGAAGCAGUAGUAGUAACUUUGCCACAACAAGUAAGUCUGAGAAAGAAACAUCUACUCUAGUUCAACAGGAGCAUGAUAGGAGGCCACUGCGACUAUUAUCUCCAUGGAUUACAGACAUAUUACUUGCUGCACCAUUGGGCAUUAGAAGUGAUUAUUUUAGAUGGUGUGGAGGGGUCAUGGGAAAAUAUGCUGCUGGUGGAGAACUAAAGCCUCCUACAACAGCUUCUAGUUGUGGAUCUGGAAAACAUCCUCAACUUAUGCCAUCAACUCCAAGAUGGGCUGUGGCUAAUGGAGCUGGUGUCAUACUGGGUGUUUGUGAUGAGGAAGUGUCUCGUUAUGAGACUGUGAAUUUGACAGCAGCAGCCGUCCCAGCACUCUUGCUUCCUCCUCCAACAACUCCUUUGGAUGAGCAUCUUGUCGCAGGGCUGCCUCCGCUUGAGCCCUAUGCUCGACUAUUUCAUAGGUAUUAUUCAAUUGCUACUCCAAGUGCUACACAGCGACUCCUGCUUGGGCUUCUAGAAGCACCUCCUUCAUGGGCACCAGAUGCACUUGAUGCUGCUGUGCAACUAGUUGAACUUCUUCGAGCAGCUGAGGAUUACGCAUCUGGCAUGAGGCUUCCAAGGAAUUGGUUGCAUUUGCAUUUCCUCCGUGCAAUAGGCAUUGCUAUGUCCAUGAGAGCUGGCGUCUCUGCAGAUGCUGCAGCUGCUUUGCUUUUUCGCAUACUUUCACAACCUACACUGCUUUUCCCCCCUUUAAGCCAUGCUGAAGGAGUUGAAGUCCAGCAUGAACCCCUGGUUGGAUAUAUAUCAUCAUACAAGAAACAGGUACUUGAAGUCCCCACAUCAGAAGCUUCUACUGAAGCAACGGCUCAAGGAAUUGCAACAAUGUUGUGUGCCCAUGGCCCUGAUGUUGAAUGGAGAAUCUGUACUAUUUGGGAAGCUGCUUAUGGUUUGCUUCCUCUGAGUUCCUCAGCUGUUGACUUGCCUGAAAUAGUAGUUGCAACUCCAUUGCAGCCACCUCCUUUAUCUUGGAAUUUGUAUUUACCUCUAUUGAAGGUUUUGGAAUAUAUUCCUCAAGGAAGCCCCUCUGAAGCAUGCCUCAUAAGAAUAUUUGUUGCUACUGUUGAAGCUAUACUCAAAAGAACAUUUCCUCCUGAAAAUUCUGCUGAGCAAUUAAGUAAAUCAAGAGCCCAUGGAAGCAUGUGGUCUCCCACUAAGAAUCUUGCAAUAGCGGAGCUUCAUACCAUGAUUCAUUCAUUAUUUCUGGAAUCUUGUGCUUCAAUGGACCUUGCAUCACGAUUGUUAUUCGUCAUGCUAACAGUUUCUGUCAGCCAUGAAGCUUUGCCGAAUGGUGGGAGUAAAAGACCAACAGAAUGUGGUAGUUAUUCUUCUGAAGAUGUUAGUGGGGAUCUACUUGUAAAUAGAAAACCAGGUACUGGAAACAAAAGUCGGAAAAAGCAAGGACCAGUAGCAACAUUUGAUUCUUAUGUCCUUGCAGCUAUCUGUGCACUGGCUUGUGAACUUCAGUUGUUCCCCGUGAUUACUAAAACUGGUCUUCAUACAGAUUCUAAGGGUUCUGCAAAAAGUACCAAACCUGCAAAAACUAGUAGAGUUUCUUAUGAGUUGCAUAAUAGCAUUAGGUUUGCUGUCUGUCACACUCGUCGAAUUCUUGGAAUUCUAGAAGCCUUGUUCUCAUUGAAGCCAUCUUCUGUUGGAACCUCAUGGAGUUAUAGUUCGAAUGAGAUUGUGGCUGCUGCUAUGGUUGCUGCUCAUGUUUCUGAGUUAUUUGGAAGAUCAAAAGCUUGCAUGAAUGCCCUUUCUGUUAUGAUGCGCUGCAAGUGGGAUGUAGAAAUCUCUACUAGGGCUUCUUCACUUUAUAACUUAAUUGACAUACACAGCAAAGUUGUUGCCUCCAUUGUUCACAAGGCUGAGCCUCUGGAAGCACAUUUGGUACAUGCACAGGUGCAAAAGGAUGAUCCAACAUGCCCAAGUGGUAGCCUAUCAGUUUUUGCAAGAAGUAGCACCUUUGAAUCUGAUGAUAUCCCAUGCUCUGAAUCUACCUAUAGUUCAUCAAAAAUUUCUUCAAAGAGUGAUAAAAGAAAUUUAUCUACUGACACUGUUACAGAGACAUCAGCUAAAAGUAUUUCAAGUCUAUCAGUGGAGGCUUCAGAUUUGGCAAACUUUUUAAUGAAAGAUCGCUACAUUGGUUUUAGUUAUGGUGCACAAGCUCUUCUAAGAUCUGUUGCAGAGAAACAGGAAUUGUGUUUCUCUGUUGUUUCAUUGUUGUGGCAUAAACUGAUUGCUGCCCCAGAAACAAAAAUGAGUGCAGAAAGUACAUCCGCUCACCAGGGUUGGAGACAGGUCGUAGAUGCAAUUUGCAAUGUAGUUUCAGCAUCGCCAACAAAAGCAUCAACUGCUAUUGUUCUACAGGCAGAGAAGGAUUUGCAGUCCUGGAUUGCAAGGGAUGAUGAGCAAGGACAGAAGAUGUGGAGAAUAAACCAUAGAAUUGUGAAGCUGAUAGUGGAACUCAUGAGAAACCAUGACACCCCAGAGGCACUAAUAAUUCUGGCAAGUGCUUCAGAUCUCUUACUCCGUGCUACGGAUGGAAUGCUUGUCGAUGGCGAAGCUUGCACCCUACCUCAAUUGGAGCUUCUUGAAGUGACAGCCAAAGCCAUUCAACUUGUUACAAACUGGGGACAACCGGGUGUUGCAGUUGCAGAUGGCCUCUCAAACCUGCUUAAGUGUCGCUUAUCAGCAACAAUCCGCUGCCUUUCACAUCCAAGCGCGCAUGUUCGCGCUCUCAGUACAUCAGUGCUUCGUGAUAUAUUGCAUGGUAGUCCAACCACGUCCUCCACAUGUCCGAAUGUAAAUAGGGUCAUUCCGGAUUCAGCCUACCAAUGCUUAAAUUUGGGCAUCAUCAGCUGGCGAGCUGACAUUGAGAAAUGCAUUCAGUGGGAAGCACAAAGCAGGCUUGCGAGUGGUCUAACACUUGUUUACCUUAGUGCUGCAGCUAAAGAACUAGGCUGCCCCGUCAGCUGAUGAGAGUAUGCUUUCUCUCUUCAGUCGUUAGUGGGUUACUUCUGAUCACUUAGACACGCACUUGAUAACCUAAUUCAGAUAAUUCAAUAAUGUGGUUUGCAGAACUUUAAAAAUAAACGUGUAGAUAAAAAGCCGUAGCCAAUCUCAAUUUUACGGAUUUGCGUGGUCUUAGCUA
Zingiber officinale is the source of this 4269-nucleotide messenger RNA. Its product is annotated as protein GIGANTEA-like. The record is from RefSeq and is a predicted model, not a curated record. Gene Ontology annotation, biological process: regulation of long-day photoperiodism, flowering; regulation of circadian rhythm; response to stress. Lineage: Eukaryota; Viridiplantae; Streptophyta; Magnoliopsida; Zingiberales; Zingiberaceae. Gene Ontology annotation, cellular component: nucleus. Bases 591 to 4094 code for a protein of 1167 amino acids. The transcript has 16 exons.